AUGGCCAGCCGGACGUCGCCACGGCGUAGCAAGACGGCAAGCGGUUCUGGCACACCGAGCCAACGCAGCAGCCGAGCUGGCACCCCAAAGGCCUCGCCUUCCUCAACUCCAGGGCCCAAAAAAAAGGGCAAUGCCCAGAGUCGUAUCGUGGCAGACUUCAACGCUGGCAAAGCAGCCCUUCGGGCAGAGGAGCAUGUUCAGGCCUUGGAGCAUUUUGAUGCCUGUCUUAACGCCAUUGCCGCCACACCGGCGCCGAGUGAUGCUCUUCUUCGGGCGCAGAAAGAAGCCCUCCUUCAAGCCUUGCGCUGUCAUGCUGAACUAGGUCAGGCCGUGGACGGCCUUGAUCGCGGUGCCCUGGCGAUUGCCCUUUAUUUGCCUGCCAACACCUAUCCUGACCGUGUUCGUGCGCCCCACACUUUGGCUAUGUUGGGCGACCUUGUCGACGACGUGACCACACACGUGGCAGACCUGGCCGACAGCGAGGGCACCAAUGCGCUCACCAACGUGUUGAAUUUUGCUGCCGCACAAGCAGUGCGGCUUUUGCCACACUGCUCCACCUCCACGAGCUGCUGGCAAGCGCUUGCUCUGAUGCUGGUGGCAGGCGAAGAGCUCACGACUUGCGCUCAACGCGUAGCACCUGCAUUAUUGACCAGCGUGCAGGAUGCUCCAGAGCCUUGGAGUUGCGCUUUAUUGAUGGACUUGGUUGCAACUGUACCGCUGGUGCUGCCCACAGAGCCGCCGCAUGCACUUGUCGCAGCAUCGUGGUCAGCUAUGCUGGUGCUACAACUCAUUCUCAGCCACGACGAAACUCGUGUCCGACGCUGGCAGCAAGGCUGCUCAAAUCAUACGUGCCAGCAAGGCUCCGUGCAUGAGUUGGUGCGGGCAUGGCUGGCCAUGGAUCACGAUGGAGUAGAGCUUGGGUUGUAUGCGUUGCGAGGCCACGUGUCGCCAAAAUUGCUAUCCCGACUCGUGGCAUCUGCCUCGCGUCGGCGCUUGGGGGUCUAG
This is a messenger RNA of Monosiga brevicollis MX1, 1005 nucleotides long. RefSeq lists its product as uncharacterized. The coding region runs from base 1 to 1005 and encodes 334 amino acids. The record is from RefSeq and is a predicted model, not a curated record. The transcript has a single exon. NCBI's taxonomy places the organism in Eukaryota, Choanoflagellata, Craspedida, Salpingoecidae.